This is a messenger RNA of Siniperca chuatsi (mandarin fish), 4632 nucleotides long. RefSeq names its product myelin regulatory factor-like protein. Lineage: Eukaryota; Metazoa; Chordata; Actinopteri; Centrarchiformes; Sinipercidae. Gene Ontology annotation, cellular component: endoplasmic reticulum membrane; nucleus. The coding region runs from base 374 to 3274 and encodes 966 amino acids. The transcript has 24 exons. The record is from RefSeq and is a predicted model, not a curated record. Gene Ontology annotation, biological process: positive regulation of DNA-templated transcription; protein autoprocessing. Gene Ontology annotation, molecular function: sequence-specific DNA binding; DNA-binding transcription factor activity.
UUCCUGUUCAAAGCUCAAAGUUCAGCUGGCGGACAGAGACGAUCCACAGUCGCCACAAACAACAAGAAGAAGAAGAAGAAGAAGAAGAAGUCAUAACUGAAAGGAAACAUUUCUCUGAACUGAAACCACAGAAGACGAUUUGACAAAUUUGGAGGAACUCUGUGUCCAAUAUCUGACCCUGAAUCCAGCCUCACGGAUGGACUGUACCUGAGGACGAGCAAGUCGGAUAAACUCAGAGAUCACCGCUGAGCGCCUGACUGGCGGCCAUCUUGGAGAGACAGACAGUGUCUGUCCCCGGCCCUGCAGCAGCACCUCCAGCGGGGGCCCCAAUCCCUCCCCGCUCCCCCGGCUGCAGCGCCCCCUGCUGGGCAGCAUGGAGCCUGGAGCGGGCCGGCUGCCUCUCCAGGUGCUGGGAGAGAACGAGGCGCUGCAGCAGUUCUUCAGCGGUCAGGAUGUGAGUGGUGUGAUGGACAGCUCUGUCGCCGUGGAUACGAGCAUUCUGGAGCAGUACCUCAGCAAUGACCUGGACCCCAGCAGCUUCAUGCUUCCUGAGUCUCCUCCUGACUCGAGCUCGGAAGCCUGUUCACCUGCACAGAUACCAGAUUUCCACUACGAGCCGCCCUAUUGGUCCAGGCAGCAGACCACACAUGAAGUGUUCCAGCCAACACAACGGCCUGCCCCCUCUUCGACCUGUCGCUUUAAGAGUCGAGGCUCCGCCCCUGCCCACCACGAGAUGCUGACCCACGAUCAGCUCUGCAGUUUGGGCCUCACUAACACUUACAUCAAGCCUGGGGCCUCACCUGCUCCACCUGCCCCCCUGCACCAGCACACACACCACUCACCUGAACACACACAUUACCUGAGUCCAGAAAGCUGCUCACAGGUUUACACCCCUCCCCCACCUCCUUCGCCGCCGCUGCCCACCUCGAACAGCUACGCCACACUGUGCACAGGUCCAGGCCUGGUCCCAGAUUUAGUCACGCCCCCUUCAACCUGUCUGCUGGGCUCCACCUCCACGCUGCACACCUGCUCCCCAGACAGCAAAAAGAGGAGGAGAUCUGAGUCUGAGGAACCAUCGGCGGAAAUUGAGGCCUCCUGCAGUGAAGGCGACGGGACUUGUGGCGGCAGUGUAGGGCACGGCGUCGGUGGUGGCGGACUGAGUGUGGGAUCCUACCAGCUGCUGACUUGGGAUCAGUACAGGCCGGAACAGUGGAGCACUUUGUACGACAGCAGCUACCAGACACUGUCUCUUCCUGCCUACCACAUCGACACAGAUAAAGGCUUCAUCUACUCUGCAGCUGACGAGGCCUUUGUCUGCCAAAAGAAGAACCACUUCCAGGUCACUGUUCACAUUGGCGUGGCCGCAGAACCGCAGUACGUCAGAACGCCGAGUGGGCCACAGGAGGUCGACCACUUCCAGAUAAAAGUGUUCGGGGUCAAGCUGGAAUCUCCAAGCCACCAGGUGACCAUUGAGCAGUCUCAGCCCAACCGCAGCAAGAAGCCCUUCCACCCUGUCAGGGUCAGUCUUCCCAGCGGCAAAAUCACCAAGGUAACACUCUGCCGAAUGCACUUCAGCGAGACGACGGCCAACAACAUGAGGAAGAAAGGCAAACCCAACCCAGACCAGAGAUAUUUUCAGAUGGUGGUUGGUCUGUAUGCUGCAGUGGGAAGGGAGGAGACUUUCCUCCUCACAGCUCUGGUUUCAGAGAGAAUCAUCGUCAGGGCUUCUAACCCCGGGCAGUUUGAGAUGGACGGGGACGCCCUGUGGCAGCGCGGGGCGGUGCAGAAUGCCGUGGUCUGUCAAGGCCGAGUGGGCAUCAACACCGACUCCCCCGAUGAGGCGUUAGUCGUCUGCGGGAACGCCAAGGUGAUGGGCGCCGUCAUGCAGCCGUCCGACCGCCGCGCCAAGAAAAACAUACAGGAGGUCGACUCUGAGCAGCAGUUGAAGAGAAUCACUCAGAUGAGAAUCGUUGAGUUCGAUUAUAAACCAGAGUUUGCCUCUACCAUGGGAAUAGACCACACCCACCAGACAGGUGUAAUAGCUCAGGAGGUGAAGGAGCUGCUGCCGUCAGCGGUGAAGGAGGUCGGAGACGUCAGCUGUUCUGACGGAGAGAAGAUUCAUAACUUCCUGAUGGUGGACAAGGAGCAGAUCUUCAUGGAGAACGUGGGGGCGGUGCAGCAGCUGUCGAAGCUCACCGACAAUCUGGACACUCGAAUCAAAGAGCUGGAGGUCUGGAACCACCGACUGGCCAAGCUGAAGAGCCUGACAGGGAGCCUGACAGGGAGCCUGACAGGGAGCCUGCGCUCCACUGGGAAACCCAUGAAACACAGCAGUGCGUCGACGCCACCGAGUCCUGAUGCAUGCAAGACUGGGAAAGUUCAGAAGGAAGGCUGGAGUCAGAAGUACAGCCACUGUCUGCAGCACAAAGUCUUCCAGGCCAGCGUCUUCACCCUACUGGCCACUAUGGCUUUCUGCAUCAUCUCUAUCACCGCUCUCUACUUGCUAAAUUUGAAGGAGGAAGACUUUACAGGCUUUCCCGGCAACAGUAACAGCAGCGUGGUUCCUGUGCAGACCACAGCCUGGAGCAGCACAGUUACACCGACCAGUCCACCUGGCCCCUGGCCCCCAGAUGUGGACUUCUGUGACCUGCUGUACUGCGAUCAGGUGUACUGCUGCACUCCACCAGCAGGGGGCAGCACUGACUCCAACAUCACCUCAACUGAAUCACCUGGAGCAGACGAGUCUGAUCUGACAGAAAAAAGAAAAGAAAAACUUUAUCACAAGCUGAAAAGUGCCAGAGACUGGACGAACACCACCAUCCAGUCUUUCAUGAUCAAAGAGAACCAGCAGGUGAUUGACAGCAAAUACUGCCUAAAAGACAAAUAUGGACCAGGUAGAUACGUCUACAGAGUUCCCAUCAGCCAGUUUGUCCCAGUCAACAUGAGAGUCACGCUGCUCAUGAAUUCGACGCAGCUGCUGGUGGUUCAUCUGUGUAGCUUCGAUGAGUCAGAGGCCUGCUCUGCUCUGCUGGACAAAAACACCGUCACUGGGAGCAGAUACCCAUCAAACACACAGGGAGAACAUGAAUGGCCUCUUCACGUGGCUCGUCUUCAUCACAGCUCGUAUCACUUUCGCUCCACAGUGGCUGUAAGAAACAGGGUCAAGCAGACUGCAGUACUGACCAUCACUACGCAGAGGCGCUCUUCACUGACUACUAUUUCCACUUCUACAGACGCUGCACACACUCAUAGACACACAUUUAAAGACAAAUAACAAAAAUGUAUUAAAUGCAAAUAUAUUAAAUAUUUGCCACACAAAGAUGCCAAUCAGAGUAAAAGAAGUAGACUGCUUUUAUGUUUUUUGUUUGUUUUUUUAAAGCUGCAAAUGCAUUUUUAUUGUUAUAUAAGUCACUUUUACUGAUAGAUUGUACAUCGUAAUUGCAAAAAUGCAAAUGGAAGUUCCUCAGAUCAGAUACACAAUAUCUCCUUUUAUGUUCUUCUAUUUACUGUCUUUUAUUCUCGUGUAUUUCCUGCUUUGUGAGGAAGUGUUCAGCUUGUAGAGACGCAGACCAACAAAGAUUGAACCGAUGGAAAAGAUGAGCCCACAAUUCAGCUCACAUAAUUCACUUCGUUAACAUCCAGCCCUCAAAUAAUUUACUUUUAAUCGAAUAUCAGUGGUCAGACAUGCAAUUUACUAUGACACUGAUGUACAGAAAUCAUUUAAUGAAAUUCAGACAUUAUUUUUCAGGAAUUUUCGUGGGUGUCGCAAGAUAAAUCUGGUUGGGGUGGGGGGGUAAGGUGAUAUCAAGAUAGGAAAGAAGAAGGAAAAAAACAUUUCUGCUAUGCAAAUUAUGUUUAUUUUUCUGGCUUUUCUCAAAUAUUUGCUUUUUUCUUGUGAAAUACUGUAGUUUUACCUUUUUAGGCCUGUAAAAACUGAAAAUGAAAUAUCAGGGUUUGGUUGAACAGUUCAUGAGUCAUAAGGUAGACCUUUUGCAACCUGUGACGAGGCGUUGCUCGGCUAUAAAGGGUCAAAAGCCAGAAAGGUUGUGAACCAAUGCCUUAGAGCAUACUUUAACUUAACUAAUACGUUUGAAACGUGACUAGAAUUAAGUAGUUUGCUGUUUUGGUUGGUCUUAGUUUUUAGAUGUUAUGAUAAAGUUUAUUAUGAUAAAGUGUAUUUGCAGUAAAAUACUGCUCUCAUGAACAGGAAUACACCUGUGUGGAAGAAACUUUGGGAUUAGUUUCAAAAUUCCAAGAAAAAGGUUAGAUUUUAGAGAAUUACAAGACUUCUCAGAAUUAAGUCUGAAAUUUGAUCUCAGAAAUUUGGUGUUCACACUCCAACUGGUGUCCUUUAUUUCUAAUUUAGUUUUAAACAACAAAACUCUCUGUGUUUUUCUAAAUUCUGAAAUUGAAAAAAACAUGUCCUUUAGUCUGAGAAAACAAGAGAGGUGUGUAACUAGUCUGACUGAAAAGUUACUCAUUAAAAAAAGUCAGUCGUUUCUGAGUGUGAAUCUGUUCAAAUUCAUCUUUUCUAUGAGCUAAACUGAACAUGACUGACACCUGACGGCUCUGUUAAAUGAAAAAUAAUAAACAGUGAGGUAGAAAAAGUUGAAUAAAGUAGUUUAAAAAUCG